GGUCAGCGCGCCGGUCGUCCGGGCAACGCGGGAGCCGGGCGGCCGCGGGCGCCGCUUGGGUCGUGGGGGGCCGCCCACCCUUGUGCGCGCCGCCGGGUAAGAAGGCGCGGCCCGCCCGCCCCCGCCGCGGAGUCGCCGGGAGCCGGAGCCGGCCGGCCGGCGUCGGAGCAUCUCCGCCAUGAAGCCCAACUUCUCGCUACGACUGAGGGUCUUUAACCUCAACUACUGGGGCAUUCCUUACCUGAGCAAGCACCGGGCCGAGCGGCUGACGCGCCUCGGGGACUUUCUCAACAUGGAGAGCUUCGACCUGGCCCUGCUGCAGGAGGUGUGGAGCGAGUACGACUUCCAGUACCUGAAACAGAAGCUGUCGCCUACCUACCCAGCCGCACACUACUUCCGGAGCGGCAUCAUUGGCAGUGGCCUCUGUGUCUUCUCCAAACACCCAAUCCAGGAACUCACGCAGCACGUCUACACGCUCAAUGGCUACCCGUAUAUGAUCCAUCAUGGAGACUGGUUCUGUGGCAAGGCCGUGGGCUUGCUGGUGCUGCAUCUGAACGGACUGGUGGUCAACGCCUAUGUGACCCACCUCCAUGCCGAGUACAGUCGCCAGAGGGACAUCUACCUAGCACAUCGCGUGGCCCAAGCCUGGGAACUGGCCCAUUUCAUCCAGUGUGUGAGCCUGGGCUUACAGGGGAAGUGGGAUGGGGGGCCAGGGGCCACAAGGAAUGUUGGGACCCCACUUAAACAGGGCAAAAACGGUGAGGGAAGAAUGCCUUCCUCCCCCAGCCACACGUCCAAGAAGGCAGACGUGGUCUUGUUGUGUGGAGACCUCAACAUGCACCCCAAAGACCUGGGCUGCCGCCUGCUGAAGGAGUGGACGGGGCUAUGCGAUGCCUACCUUGAGGCCCAGGACUUCCAGGGUGCUGAAGAUGGCUGUACCAUGGUACCUGGGAACUGCUAUGUCAGCCAGCAGGACCUGGAGCUGUUUCCCUGUGGCAUUCGCAUCGAUUACGUGCUCUACAAGGCUGUUUCCGGACUCUGCAUCUCCUGCAAGACUUUCAAAACCACCACGGGCCAUGACCCGAACCACGGCGGCCCUCUCUCCGAUCAUGAGGCCCUGAUGGCCACUCUGUGUGUGAGGCACAGCCCUCCACAGCAAGAUCCCAGCCCCACCUCUGGACCAGGAGAGAAGUCUCCGCUGACCGGUGUGUUAAGGGAGGCGUGGAGCGAGCUGGGGCAGGGAAUGGCCCAGGCUCGCUGGUGGGCCACCUUUGCUAGCUAUGUGAUUGGUCUGGGGCUGCUUCUCCUGGCGUUGCUGUGUGCACUGGCAGCCAGAGAAGGGGCUAAAGAAGUGGCCAUACUGCUAUGGACCCCCAAUGUAGGACUGGUGCUGGGGGCAGGAGUUGUCUACCUCUUCCACAUCCAGGAGGCCAAAGGCUUAUGUAGGGCCCAGGCUGAGCUCCAGCACGUGCUGGGACAGGCAAAAGAGGCCCAGGAGCCGGACCAAGAGCGUGAGGCAGCUCCACUCCAGGGGCUACGGGAGGGGGAAGGACUGAAAGAGCAAUAAAGUUGAACAAUUGA
Ochotona curzoniae (black-lipped pika) is the source of this 1581-nucleotide messenger RNA. RefSeq names its product sphingomyelin phosphodiesterase 2 (gene SMPD2). The record is from RefSeq and is a predicted model, not a curated record. The transcript is spliced from 9 exons. NCBI's taxonomy places the organism in Eukaryota, Metazoa, Chordata, Mammalia, Lagomorpha, Ochotonidae. The coding region runs from base 179 to 1567 and encodes 462 amino acids. Gene Ontology annotation, cellular component: cytoplasm. Gene Ontology annotation, molecular function: sphingomyelin phosphodiesterase activity.